Molecule: messenger RNA, 626 nt
Organism: Oldenlandia corymbosa var. corymbosa
Lineage: Eukaryota; Viridiplantae; Streptophyta; Magnoliopsida; Gentianales; Rubiaceae
Source: the annotation of a GenBank genome assembly
AUGGAAGACCAUGCUUUUUUCGAACCUGGAUCCAUUGAUCUACCUGGAUUAAUGGAGAGUGUCUCCGUGGAUGGAUUUAUUUUAAGGUUAGGUUGCAUGGGGUAUGGAGAUUUGUUAUGCGUAGAAGGUGAGGAUAACACGUUUCACUUGUUAAACCCCUUGACAGGCCAAACUCAUAUCUUGCCGCAUCCUUUUAGGGCGUAUGAUGAUUAUUUGGCAUUGAACAUAGCGUUUGCAUUAGGGUUCGUGGAUCACACAAACCAAUACGUACUAGUGAGCAUCCAUCGUGUUUGUGAAGAUCAAUCAAGGCGGGCUACCAAGUUGCAUUUUGAAUGCGAUAUUAGAAGAAGAUCAGUUGGGUUGACCGCGGGUUGGGGUGAGAUUGAAAAGGAUUGCCCCUGCGAGGUUGAUCAUAAUGGCAUAUUGAUUGACAAUUCUGCUUUUUGGGUGGCAACAGAGAAGGACACCUAACAUAUUACUCCAAUUGUCGCACUGAAUCUCUUGGAAGAGAGAUUUGAACUCAUAAAUGGCCCUUCAGGCUGGAAUCCGAAAUCCAGGCCCAGUCUCGCGGGAAUAAAAGACAGGCUCUAUAUUAUUCUUAUCCACCCCAAUGAUGAUGAUGAUGA